This is a messenger RNA of Gopherus evgoodei (Goodes thornscrub tortoise), 1832 nucleotides long. It is a transcript of the gene LIPA, whose product is annotated as lipase A, lysosomal acid type. The record is from RefSeq and is a predicted model, not a curated record. Gene Ontology annotation, molecular function: hydrolase activity, acting on ester bonds. NCBI's taxonomy places the organism in Eukaryota, Metazoa, Chordata, Testudines, Testudinidae.
GCGCCGUGGCCUGAGAUGGCCGGCGGGGUUGGGCGGCGCCAGCGUAGUGUCGCCCUCCGCAGCAGGAGUAGCGACCCCGGUGUCAGCAACGACCGCGCGGCCUCUUGCGAGUCCCCGGCAGCCCGGCCCGAGCGUCCGCGGCAGCCUCCUCUCAGAAUGAAGAUGUGGCUCCUUAUAAUUGUGGCAUGUUUGAUCCAAGAAAUUGUAAGUUCAGAAGCAUUUGUCAGAAGAAGAAGAAAUGUGGAUCCUGAAACAUCUAUGAAUAUUAGUGAAAUUGUUACCUACAGAGGCUACCCCAGUGAGGAGCAUGAAGUGGUGACUGAAGAUGGAUAUAUCCUUAGCAUUAACCGAAUUCCUCAUGGGAAGAAAAGCCAUGGGAUGAAGAAGGGUCUAAAGCCUGUUGUUUUUCUGCAGCAUGGUUUGCUUGCAGAUGGUAGUAACUGGAUCACAAAUUUGGACAACAACAGCCUGGGCUUUAUGCUGGCAGAUGCUGGCUUUGAUGUUUGGAUGGGAAACAGCAGGGGGAACACUUGGUCCAGAAAGCAUAAACACUAUACAGUGAAGCAAGAAGAAUUCUGGGUUUUCAGUUUUGAUGAAAUGGCUAAAUACGACCCUUCCUGCCACUAUAAACUUAUUGUGAAUAAAACUGGACAAGAGAAAAUCUAUUACAUUGGCCAUUCACAGGGUACCACUAUAGCUUUCAUCGCAUUUUCAACUAUGCCAGAGCUAGCUAAGAAAAUAAAAAUGUUUUUUGCAUUGGCACCUGUAGCCACAGUCAAGUUCUCCACUACCUCUGACAAACUCGGCGUGCUUCCAGAGCUGCUGCUCAAGGAUAUGUUUGGAAAGAAGCAAUUCCUUCCCCAGAAUUCACUGCUGAAGUGGCUUGCCACUCAUGUUUGUACCCACCAAUUACUUGAUGACCUUUGUGGCAAUUUCUUCUUUCUUAUAUGUGGCUUUGAUGUGAAAAACUUAAACAUGAGCCGAGUUGACGUGUAUUCAACACAUUGCCCUGCUGGGACAUCUGUACAAAACAUGAUCCAUUGGAGCCAGGCUGUUAAAUCUGGGGAACUCAAAGCUUAUGACUGGGGAAGCAAGGCUGAAAAUUUGGUUCACUAUAAUCAGUCUACCCCUCCUUUCUACAAAGUAAAAGAUAUGACUGUGCCAACUGCACUGUGGACUGGUGGACAUGACUGGCUUGCAGACUGGAAGGAUAUUGGCAUAUUGCUCACCCAAGUCACUAAUCUGGUUUACCACAAACACAUUCCUGAAUGGGAACAUCUGGAUUUCAUCUGGGGUCUCGAUGCACCUCAUCGCAUGUAUAAAGAAAUCAUUAAAGAGAUGAGCGCACAUCUGUAAAGCUGCUUGGGCGGUGUGGGGUUAAAAUCUUGCUAAAUGCCUCUCUUGGAAUGUGUGGUGUUGUCUUGGAAAUAGCACCACAUCUUUAUUUAUAAUGCCUUUAAAAAUGCCAAUAAUGGCCACUGGUUUGGAUUAAUAUCUAUUUUUGAUGUAAACAGUGUUAUUUCUUUCACCCUUACAUUCCCUUUGCUAUCCUGCUGGCUUCAUGCAAUGUGGUAAUACUGUCAGAAAACAGUAAUGUGCCUUUGCCUAGAGGAAAUAUUUUAAAUCCAUGUAAAUUUAUUGAUAUGUUUAAAAGACAAAUUAACCCACUUUGCAUGUCAGGAGCCUGAAAGUUCAAAAGAUAAGCACUUGCCCCUGAAUAAAAUAUUAACAUUGAUUUGAAAAUCAAAUACAGUUGAACCUCAGAAUUACAAACACUUGAGACUGGAGGUUGUUUGUAACUUUGAAAUGUUUAUAACUCUUAACAAAACAUU